CAGAGAGAUAGAAGAAGAGAGAAUGGUGGGGUGGGGUUAUUAUCACCAACACCACUAAGCCGACACAAGUCACAACCACCAUCAACAACGCCACUAUCGCCCACCUGCAAAUCGAACCAAACCGCUAAAAGAUAUAUAUUUACGUAGAGAGAGUGGUUGUGAAGAUGGUGGUGGUGGUCAGUGUUGAUGGCGGCGAUAAAGGUGAAGACUGGAGGUGAUGGUGGUGGUGGUACCAGAGAGAAAGAGCAGGGAGAGAGAAAGGGAUGAUCUGGGGACUAUCCGGGAACAAAAAUUGAAAACUUGGGGACUAUUCAGUUGCUGCUUCACUCCACUGAUCCAGGAUCAGAACCAGUUUAUUCAAGUCUUCCUGCUUCGUCUUCGACGUCGUCGAUGGAUUUGGUAACCAACGGAAGCGUUGAUUUUAGAGGCAGAGUUGCUAACAAGAAGAAAACCGGUGGAUGGAAAGCUUCUCCGUUUAUUAUCGCAAAUGAGGCGGCGGAGAGGCUGUCGGCGUUCACGGUGUCAGCAAGUUUGGUGUUGUAUUUGACGAAGGAGAUGAAGGAGUCGCUGCCGGAUGCCGCCACGCACGUGAGUGAUUGGGUCGGUGCGACGUAUCUUCUGAUGCUUCUCGGAGCUUUUCUAGCCGAUGCAUAUUUGGGACGUUAUCUCACCGUUAUUCUCUCCUCAGCUGUUUACCUUGUGGGAAUGGUAAUGUUGACAGUUUCGGCAUCGGUCAACACCUUACGCCCGCCACCUUGUACUGCAACAUCAAACUGCCCGUCAGCAACCCAGGGCCAGACAGCAUUCCUCUACUCCGCCUUAGCCCUAGUAGCCCUAGGCACGGGCGGGGUCAAGCCCAACGUCCCGUCAUUCGGUGCUGACCAACACGACGAGAACGACGAGAAAGAACUCUCGUACAAAUACACUUUUUUCAACUUCUUUUUCUUGUCCAUUAAAGUUGGGGCAUUGUUAGGACUGACAAUAAUGGUGUAUAUAGAACAGGAGAAAGGGUACGCUUGGGGGUUUGGGCUCCCGACCGGGAUCAUGUUUGCGUCGGUCCUGAUUUUGGCAGCCGGGUUUCCGAGGUAUCGGUAUAAGAAGCCGAUGGGGAGCGUUUUUACCCGAUUUGUUCAGGUGAUUGUGGUUUCUGUUAGAAAUCAUUUUAAAGGCGUUGAAGUGAGUCCGGAAGUUAAGCUUUAUGAGGUUGCUACCGAAGAAUCUGAUAUCGUGGGUGCAAGAAAGCUCUCUCAUACUCCUCAAUACGGAUUCUUGGACAAAGCAGCAGUGAUGGAAGAUCCCGAGUUAACAGACGUUAACGACCGAUGGAAGCUAUGCACCGUGACACAAGUUGAAGAAUUAAAAACCUUUUUACGAGUGUUCCCGGUAUGGGCUUCUACCAUAGCUCUUUCCCUCUCCUUAGCCCAACAAUCCACAUUCUUCCUAGCCCAAUCCAAAAUCCUUGACCGACACCUCGGGUCAAACUUCGUCAUCCCACCGGGGUCCAUGCAAGUUUUUGCAGUCGUAAACGCUUUCAUCACCGUCCCCAUUUACGAAAGGUUUGUUGUCCCCGUCCUACAAAAGAGAACAAACCACCACCGUGGCCUCACAUCCUUGCAACGGAUGGGUCUCGGUUUGUUCAUUUCCAUUUUUGCCCUUGCCUCGGCUGCUGCAAUCGAACACAUGCGUAGGACCCACUCAAAUCCGGAAGGUUUAAGCGUGUUUUGGUUGGUCCCUCAGUUUUUUAUAUUGGGUGGGGCCGAAUCUUUCACUUACGUUGGACAACUAGAGUUUUUUUAUGAUGAAGCGACUGAUGGUAUGAAAAGUGUUUGCGGGGCGUUGUUUUUGAGUGAGAUCGGGAUCGGAAGUUGGGUAAAUAGCGCACUUGUUAAGAUUGUUGAGCGGGCAACAGGGACGGGGGAGAACGGAUGGUUGAGAGAUGAUCUUAAUGAGAGUAAACUCGACUACUAUUACUCGAUCUUGGCUGCAAUAAGUGCGGUUAAUUUGUUCAUAUACGUGUGGGUUGCACGAAGGUACACGAGUCCACAUCAAGGAUAGUAGGUGUGAUUAUGCUGAUAUGAUCAUAAUCAUUAGCAAUGUAUAUGAACACCAGAUAAGUUGUAGUAGUUGGUUCAAUUUAUUUUUGGCAAAGAAAGUUGGUAAGUUUAUAAAGUGGUUAUAUUUUUAUUGGAAUGAAAGCUAUGUUUUUGCA
Helianthus annuus (common sunflower) is the source of this 2209-nucleotide messenger RNA. RefSeq names its product protein NRT1/ PTR FAMILY 8.3. Gene Ontology annotation, molecular function: transmembrane transporter activity. Lineage: Eukaryota; Viridiplantae; Streptophyta; Magnoliopsida; Asterales; Asteraceae. Gene Ontology annotation, cellular component: membrane. Bases 391 to 2055 code for a protein of 554 amino acids. Gene Ontology annotation, biological process: oligopeptide transport; transmembrane transport. The transcript has 6 exons. The record is from RefSeq and is a predicted model, not a curated record.